UUGGUCACACUUGACAAUAAGCCGAGCUCAGAAGUUUUUUAUUCAAUUUUUAAUCCGGCCCGCAAGCAACAACAAGUUGGUUAUCGCUCUUGUUAUUUUAGUCGUUGUUAUUACUAUUUUCCCGAGAAAGUACAAGAACCAAUUAAAAUUGAACGCGUCAGUGAACGUGUUUUAUUUUUUUUUUUGUGAUUCAGUUUGAUUUUUUGUUGUUGCUUCGUGCGUAGAAUUUGUGAAAAGAGAAAGUUCUGCUUUGGGUCUUUCUCCACCUCUCUUUCUACCAUUUACAGUCGUGGCCAAGAAGUUGCGCCUGCGCAGCGACAAUUUCACAAGAAAUUGAGGUCGAUUGAUUGUGGAAAUCUUAUUAAAGAACCAUGGGCACCAAGCAAACAACCUCAACAGUCGCCAGCAAGGGCAAAACCGGCGACUCGCCCAGCGGAUCGCCCUCGAAAGUGAAGUGCAAUGGCACUCAGAGCCUGAGCAAGGGCAAAAACAAGGAGGUGAAUGCUCUGCCGCCCCAGAAAUCCGUGGUGGUGGCCUAUCUGUGCUGGCUUUUCGGAGGGAUCUUCGGACUGCACCAUCUGUAUCUGCAUCGCGAUCGUCACGCCUUCAUUUGGUGGUGCACCCUGGGCGGCUACAUGGGCAUCGGAUGGAUGGGCGAGCUCUUUCUGAUCCCGGAAUAUGUGAGGGAUGCCAACGAGGAUCCGCGUUUCGUCAAGAUGUUCGUGGCCAAGCUGCAGGCGUAUCCAAAGCCGCCGUACUCAUCGAAGAGAUUCGUGGGCCAGGUGAUGAUCGGCCAUCUGUUCGGUCAGGUGUGUGCCAUGGCCAUUCCGGAGUCGCUCGUGGGCGGCUACGACCUGAGCUUCUUGCACUGGGCCAUCCCGCUGUUCGUGUCGCUGGGCGUCUGGCUGGUGGGCAACAUUGGCCGGGAGCAGGGCGUCUGGUGGCACUGCCUCCUGGCCGCCUAUCUGGCCUAUCCGGCUAGGUAUCUGAUCUACGACGAGACCUACUCCCUGCUGUUCACUGGCCUCGUGGCGGCUUUGACCUUCGACGGCCUCUCGAAGCAGUGGCGCCGCACUCCACCCCGACGAGGAGGCGCUGGGGAGAGGACCUUCAAGCUGACCACCGCCGUCGUCAUCUACUGCGCCUUCUGGGGCAGUUUCCUGUACUUCAACGGCACCAUUUCGGACGAGGACGGCGGCGAGGUGCCCAUCCACGAGGCCAUCCACAACUUCCUGGCCUCCGCCUGGUGGACGGACCUCAAGCAGGCCCUGCUGGACACUUACAACUAUGCGCAGCAUCACGGCUGGUACGAGACCUGGAAGGAGGUGUUCGAGAGCAUGGACGUGGAUGGGGAGCGCAAUUCGUACAAGGUGCUGGGCGUGAGUGCCACCGCUUCGCAGGCGGAGAUCACCGCUGCGUACAGGAAGCUAUCCAAGGAGUACCAUCCCGACAAGGUCAAAGACGACGGAUUGCGGGCGCAGGCCCACCAGCAAUUCAUCGAGAUCCAACAGGCAUACAGUGUGCUCAGCAAGAUCAAAUCCAACAGGCGGCGCAAGAACAAGCAGUACCAGGAGGACGAAGCCAUCGUCCUGUGAGAACAGCCGUACUCAAUCUAGUCUAAGAUAGCUUGCAUUUCAACACCCAGAACUCAUGGCACAAGAUGUUGGUCUGUUCUUGAAUUUUAUUGUUAGCUAAACCCACAAAUUAGAGGACCAAAAUGCUUUCUUUGUUGUAAAUCCUAAAAACUAUUAGUGUUUAAGUAUAACUAAAAUAACAAAUCAUUAUUUAACUUUCGAUUUCAAAUGUUUAUGUAAGGGUUUCCUACAAAUUGGGACUACCUAAUAAGCUGUGUCUUAAAAUGUUAUUUUAAAUUUCAGAAAAUUAAUUAUGUUUCAGUUUCCACGUACAUUGUAUAUUAUAGUGCUUUGAAAUUAAAACAGUUAAGAAAAACUUCUGACAAUUAGAUAAAUCCUUGUAAUGAGUGUCCAUUAGUCGCAGCUUUAAAAAAAAUGGGAAAAAUACUACAAAUUAGUUGCGCUUACGUUACGAUAAGAAAAA
Molecule: messenger RNA, 2058 nt
Organism: Drosophila gunungcola (fruit fly)
Lineage: Eukaryota; Metazoa; Arthropoda; Insecta; Diptera; Drosophilidae
Gene: wus
Product: dnaJ homolog subfamily C member 22
Exons: 2
Coding region: 372-1595 (407 amino acids)
Biological process (GO): endocytosis
Cellular component (GO): plasma membrane; early endosome
Source: RefSeq, a predicted model, not a curated record